Leguminivora glycinivorella is the source of this 844-nucleotide messenger RNA. Its product is annotated as BLOC-1-related complex subunit 8 homolog. The transcript is spliced from 3 exons. Lineage: Eukaryota; Metazoa; Arthropoda; Insecta; Lepidoptera; Tortricidae. The record is from RefSeq and is a predicted model, not a curated record. The coding region runs from base 163 to 678 and encodes 171 amino acids. Gene Ontology annotation, cellular component: BORC complex.
UAGGCCAAUGAACUUUUGAAAGUCAAAAUACAACAAAUGUACAUGAAACUAUUAAUCAAUUUGUAAAAAUAAAAGAGGCAAUAAUUCACGACUGAUAGACCUGUGCUAUAAACCCAGUAAAACUAAUAAUAUAAGACCUAAUAAAAAUUACAUCUCAGUAAAAUGACGUUUGUUUAUCAAGGAGAUUCUGAUUUGGAAGCCAAAGCUAAAAAAGCUGCUGAGCGGAUCUCAGAAAACAUGCACAUUGUAGCCAACGAGCCUUCCCUAGCCCUGUACAGGCUGCAGGAGCAUGUGAGGAAGGCCCUGCCGCCCAUGGUGGAGCGCAGAGUGGAAGUCACGAAGUUACAGCAUGAUCUUCAGGGGCGAUGCUAUGAUGUGGAGUAUGCUCUGAGUGCCGUUAAAUCAAUGGACAGCGCAGUAACCAGCUUCACAAACAUACAGGAAAUGCUAAAACAAUCCAUAUUUCUUAAACAACAACUAAAAUACGAGGAGGGUAGGAGAAAUAAAAAAGAUUCCAGUUCUGUUUACAAGCGUCUCUCAGCACACAUUGUUUUAGACCUUCCCGAUCUCUCAGAGUUCUCUAUGGUUAGGGAGACGACUAACCGGAUAGAAAAUAUGAUGGCACAGGCUAGGGGAUCCUCGGCAGAGUUGCAUAGAUCUCAUACUACACUACAUUGAAUUAUUAUUAAGUACAUGUCUAGUGGACUUUGAGUUGAUCCCCUUUUCAGACUGUACUAAAGUAGUAGGUUUCCCGAAAAUGCAAAUUAUGAGUAUCAAGUCACUUUUCCCUAAAGUCCAAUCAAAUAUGAUUUUUAUACCAAACUCAUAAUGGAGAAACUCUAGU